AAAGAUGGUCACCGAGGUAUGAUCGACACUGGGCUCUAUUUUUUUUCUUAUUUCACAGAUUUACUAUUCUUCUUCAAAAAAAUAGAUUCUAGAAUCAUAUCAUAUAGCACCAUACCCUCGCAUGGUUUUUUUCUUUUUUUUGGAGUUGUUUGACAUAUGUGCGAUAAACAUUAACAUACCAUAAAUUCUCACGGCAUGACACAUUUUGAAGAGAAUUUGAUAGUUUAAAAACUGAAUAGAUUGAUCCAUCUAGAAGACAAAAGAACUGUUGAUUAAUGCUUAGCUUUUGGGCUCUUCAUGGCUUAAACAAUUGUUGUAUUAAAUCUCCUUCGUAAGGUAGCCAUUUUAGGACAUUGAGAUCUAAAACUGCUAAUACAGCCAAGUAUAAGAAACAGAUGAAUCCAUUUGAAACCGAGGAAGGACAGACAAGAGAGUUAAAGAUUGGUUCUUGAAUAGAAAGUGAGAGGAAAAAUAGAAAGAUGAAGAGAUGGAAAGAGAGGGGGGAAAGAAAGAGUGUAUGACAGCCCAUUUCAAUUGUUCGAGAACAAUAUAAAAGCCAUUUUUAAGCAACCAUAGACUUCGAUUGUUCACUCGCUCCCUGUAACUGUGAGCAAAGGACUUCCAUCCAUCCAUGGGCUGGGAAGCACCACCUCUCCACAUCCUUCUGUUCCCUCUCAUGUCCCCCGGCCACACACUUCCCAUGGUCGAUUUGGCCAAGCUCCUGGCCGCGCGUGGCGUCAGAACCACCAUACUCACUACCCCAGCCAAUGCGCCGUCCCUGGAAGCUGCCAUCGAACUGGCCCAACGCUCCUAUCAAUGCCCCAUUGAACUCCAUGUCAUCCCCUUCCCCUCGACCGCCGUCGGCCUACCCGAGGGUUGCGAGAACGCCUCCUCCGUCCCGUAUUACCAACAUCCCACCUUCAUGACCGGCGUCACCAUGCUCCAAGAACCCUUCCGCCGCGUCCUCACGGAACUUCUCCCUGACGCCGCCAUAACCGACUGGUUCCUCCCAUGGACUUUUAACAUCUCUGAGGAGCUCAACAUUCCACGCCUGGUCUUCCAUGGCAUCAGUUUCUUCGCCCUUUGCGCCCACGCAAGCCUACUCUUCGAGCAGCUGCCCACCGACGAAGAUACCAUCACCAUUCCCAACUUUCCUCGCCGUGUCGAGCUGCAACGGUCGCAGAUGCCUGACGAGACACAGAUGCAUCCCGUUUUCACGGAAAUUAUACAUCAGAUUGCAGAGUGGGAGCCGAAGAGCUACGGGGUGGUGGUGAACAGCUUCUACGAGCUGGAGGCGGAGUUUGCGGACCACUUGAGGAACGUGCUGGGGCAGAAGGCAUGGCACGUCGGCCCCGUGUCCCUGUGCAACGCGCGAGCGGAGCAGCAGUCGCGCAGAGGAAACAAACCCGCCAUCGACGGAGAGGAGUGCCUCAAAUGGCUGGGUGAGAAGGAGGCCGGAUCCGUGCUGUACGUAUGUUUCGGGAGCAUGGGCACGUUCACGGAGGCCCAGUUCCGCGAGCUAGCUUUGGGCCUCGAGGCCUCCGGCCGCCCGUUCAUUUGGGCGGUCAAGAAAUGCCGCGACGAAUGGUGGCCGGAGCGGUUCAUGGCGAGGAUGGAGGGAAGGUGCCUGAUCCUGAGAGGCUGGGCGCCGCAGAUCCUGAUACUGAACCACGCGGCCGUAGGCGGCUUCGUGACGCACUGCGGUUGGAACUCGAGCCUGGAGGCCGUCACCGCCGGCGUGCCCAUGGUCACCUGGCCGUUCUUCGCGGAGCAAUUUUUCAACGAGAAAUUGCUCGUUGAGGUGCUCAAGAUCGGGGUGGCCAUCGGAGCGAAGCAGCACACGGUGGUCCCAGAACAGAGACCCUUGAUCACAGCAGCAGAGAUAGAGAGGACGGUAAGGCGUCUGAUGGAUGACGGUGAGGAAGCAAACAUGAUGAGGUCGAGGGCGAGGGAGUUGUCGUUCAUGGCAAAGAGCGCCGUCGACGAGGGUGGCUCGUCUUACAUUGAUACGCAAAACUUGAUCCAAGAAUUAACCAACAGACGGACGAUGCCAAACUCGAAAUCCCAGUAGGAGUCCGCAACGUUAGCUGUUAUUGUGAUUGCUAAUCUUGGUGUUAUAAUAUUAUGCGUGCAUGCACAUGUUACACCUUUCUGUUACAGUCGAGGCCACGUUUGCGAAGGGAUUUAGUCAAAUAAAAAAGACAUGGAUCUCUGUGAUGUGAUCA
This is a messenger RNA of Musa acuminata AAA Group (dessert banana), 2225 nucleotides long. Its product is annotated as probable UDP-glucosyl transferase 73B6. Gene Ontology annotation, molecular function: UDP-glucosyltransferase activity. NCBI's taxonomy places the organism in Eukaryota, Viridiplantae, Streptophyta, Magnoliopsida, Zingiberales, Musaceae. Bases 632 to 2071 code for a protein of 479 amino acids. The record is from RefSeq and is a predicted model, not a curated record. The transcript has a single exon.